Molecule: messenger RNA, 651 nt
Organism: Penicillium cinerascens
Lineage: Eukaryota; Fungi; Ascomycota; Eurotiomycetes; Eurotiales; Aspergillaceae
Exons: 2
Coding region: 1-651 (216 amino acids)
Source: RefSeq, a predicted model, not a curated record
AUGACCUCCAAUAUCUUCCACGAUGCUUCCACCUGGCAUACGACAACUCCUCACGAGGUUCAGAAUGGAGGUCCCGUUCCCGACGUGAGUAACGAGGAGCUCGGUCACCAUCCAUUCAUGACAGGAAGCUUUCCGUUCAUCAUGAAUGGCGAUCUUGAUCCAUGGCUCAUGGAACGCUGUGGUUGGAACGGUGGAAUCGCCCCGCUUCCAGAACAAUAUGCAGAGAAAUGGGAUGCGACAUAUAUCGGGAGCGAGGAGAAAGAACAGGGAAUCAGUGAUCCAAGCACUCCCGACAUGAGCCAUGCGGGAUCGAGCCUGUGGGAGGCCGAUCCAGAGAGAGACAAUGUGCGGUCAUGUCUACAUCCAGACAAUGAGAUGUAUUUGCAAGCCGUGAGUGAGACUCCGAGCAUGGCUUCUGGUCAUUCCUCCGGAGAAGAUGAGGAUGACUACCAAACAACUUUGGAGAUGCCGGAUGGUAGCACUCGCAGAACAUCCAACUGGCUGCCGGUGGACCCCCAGGCUGGCUUCACCAUAGGCUCUCGUUUCCGAAAGCGAACCGGUCAUUCAAGCUUCAUGCACUUAGAAGACAUGGGGAACAUUCAAGAAGCCUUCAUUUCACCCAACGCUGCCGGAUGGAAAUACGAUGGUUGA